This is a messenger RNA of Hemibagrus wyckioides, 2479 nucleotides long. Its product is annotated as cell adhesion molecule DSCAM-like. Lineage: Eukaryota; Metazoa; Chordata; Actinopteri; Siluriformes; Bagridae. Gene Ontology annotation, biological process: positive regulation of T cell proliferation; negative regulation of T cell proliferation; cell surface receptor signaling pathway. The record is from RefSeq and is a predicted model, not a curated record. Bases 1 to 840 code for a protein of 279 amino acids. Gene Ontology annotation, cellular component: external side of plasma membrane. The transcript has 9 exons.
AUGUUGAUGUUUGUUCAUUCUCCAGGUUGCACACUGAAUCAACAGACAGUGGAUGUGACUGGAAACGUGGGACAGUCUGUCCUUCUGCCCUGCUCCUGCUCUGAACUACAAGCCAAACCACAUACUUUCAGAUGGAGCUUUUUAAAAGGUUCUUAUCCUGAAAUCUUCCCAAAGGACCAGACAAAUCGCUACACAGACAGAGUUCAGCUCUUUAAUGAUCAUCCUCCAGGAAAUCUCUCUCUACUCAUAUCACACCUGACUGUAGAGGAUGAAGGAUGGUACAGGUGUGAGAUCAACAACAAAAUUAAAACACGCAUCUACCUCGCAGUAAAAGGCUGCACACUGAAAGGAAAUAGAGAGACAGAAGAGAUCACUGCAUACACAGGAGGCUCAGUACUGCUGCCCUGCUCCUGCACUGACCUCCACAUCAAACCUAAGACAUUCACAUGGGAGAAAAAUGACACAGCAAAGAAAAAUGAUUGGGUACAGAUAUCUCCUGAGAGUGAUCAGUACAAAGAGAGAUAUCAGCUGGUUCAUGAUCAUCCUCCAGGAAAUCUCUCUCUGCUCAUAUCACACCUGACUGUAGAGGAUGGAGGAUGGUACAGGUGUGAGAUCAGUGAAAUGAAAACAUACAUCUACCUCACAGUGAAAGAACCUCUUCCCUACAUCCCCAUUGCCCUGGUGACUGUGAUCUUUCUGCACAUUAUCGUGGCUGUGGUUUAUUGCAUCACCAGAAAGAAAGGUCCUGGUACAGUUCAUUACAGCAGAGGUGAUGGAGAUGGAAGACCACAGACCGCGUGUUGGUGUCGGAUGGUACUCUUCUACCUUCUGAAACGAUGAUAUGUAGCGACAGAUGUAUGUGGUCGAGAACUUGUGGCAGGUGUCUUGGGGGGAAAAAUGCUCAAGAACUUUUGGGUAUAUAAGAAAGGAAACGCUCCGACAUUUUCCAGGAAGAAAUCCAGGGGGUCAACAUGAUGGUUCAUGCUAUAAAAGUUCAAGCUGACGUUCACAGGGUACCCGACUUUCAGGGUAAGCUUUUUCUAUUCAUUUCUCUUUAAUUUGAACUCUUCUGUGCUUUUUUAAAUAUGUUUUUAUCUUUAAUAAAGUUACCGCGGAAGAACUAGAGGGUAUUAGCCUCAGUCAGACUGAACCAGGUACCGUAUCUCUCUCUCUGUGUAUUUUGCCAUCUGUUAUAUAUAGCUCUGGUAAAAAACUUUUUUUCCUACGCGCACCAGAUUGUAAGUCCUAAAUUCAUAAAUCCUGAUGAGUUUUCCAGGGAGCCGGGGAACGUCAGCCUUGUGGAGGAUCUGGAUUUAAUUCUAACAGGGGCUUCACCCGUGAGGACUUUGCCAGCGAUCUCACGAGAUCGACGUGUUCAGCAUGCUCCUCCGAGAAGCGGAGAAGCCACGAUCGAAAUAUUACCGACUCCGAAACCGCGAGUCACGAGCGUGACGCCCAUCUUAAAAGCCUGCGAUGCGCCCCGGCGAGCGAAGGGGCUGAAAUUCGUCAGUAAGAGCCCAUCGAUAGUGAAAAGGUUGUUUACAGACCCGGCCAAAUCACCCAUGUGUUCGACCAGGGAAGCGGGGCGUGGGAUUAACGAGACUGAAUCGGAGAACACCCCCAAACUGAAUCAGGAAGUGGAGCGACGACGGAGAGAACGUGGACGUCCCGUUAGAGCUCUGUUUAAGCGCAGGUUUCCUCAGCAACGGUUUAACGGCGACGUCUCUAACAGGGAAGUGAGCCCCUAACGGUUCCGACGGCUGAGAAUUCCGCAGCCUCUCUGCCAGCAUUGUGAUGGAGGAUUAUUGCGUCUCGCCGAAAUAACGAGCGAUUUGAUUAGCGAUCUUAUUCGUGACUACAGUGCCACGUUUUCUAACGCGUGUGAAAAGGUUUUGAGUGAAAUGUUUUGAGUGAAAUGUUUUGAAUGUAUGUUCACCUCGGUAUAUAUUUUUGACAUUGUGAUUGCAAGGUUAUAGAUAGGGGGUAAUUAUAUAAUAAAAUUGUGCAUGAAAAAAUAAAAAACCAUUUAACCCCUGAGUUGUGACAUUUUAUUUAGCCCCUCGUUCAAAGUAAAAAGCAUACAAAAAAACAUAAAACAUAUAAAAUAAAUACAUAUAUCAUUAAAAAAUAAAAAAAUGGAUGAGACAUUAGAGAGGGUCCUUGCCGAAUUAAGGUUAAGCGUGGAAGGGCUAAGGCUUAUCCCGCCCUCCUUUCGCAUAGAUGCACGGCAGGAGGUAUACAAUAAUACUGUCGUGUUUCGGCAAGAUCCUCUACAGGCGAUAGAAAAUGUCAUCCUCAGUUUAAAUAGAUCCGAUAAUUCGUUUAUGGAAAUCGAGGCCGCCAUUCGUUCUAUAAACACGGAAGCGGGGGAGAGAGAGGAAGAAGAAGCCCCUUCCGAAACACAACAGUAUUAUUGUAUACCUCCUGCGUAUACUGCGUAAUUCUCUCCCAUGGAAUUGAGAGAAGGAGAGGGUGGGGA